Malus domestica (apple) is the source of this 612-nucleotide messenger RNA. RefSeq lists its product as uncharacterized. The record is from RefSeq and is a predicted model, not a curated record. NCBI's taxonomy places the organism in Eukaryota, Viridiplantae, Streptophyta, Magnoliopsida, Rosales, Rosaceae.
AUGGCGUCAACAAGUCAACGACCCCUCCUCCUCAUUGCCCUCCUCACCCUGUCCCUCUUCGCCAUCUCCGCCACCGCAUCAAGGCCCUGCAAAACCCUCUUCGUUUCCUCCUACUCCUUCUCCCUCCGCCGUCUCCCCUCCUCCUCUUCCUCCUCCGGCUUCGUCACCGUCGUCACCGAAAUCGGCCAGCUCCGCCCCGUCCACAUCCACCCUGCCCGCUCAGAAGACGUCUUCGUUCCACACCACCACAACCACCACCACGACAGCGAGAAGCGGACUCAGACGGCACCGCUCUUUCCCUUCAUCGGAACGGCUUCUUCGUCGUCGUCCUACGACCUCAGCUCCCUGCGCGAUCGCACCAAGGACAUCAUGAGCGUCGUCGUUUCGCUGCUUUUCGGCGUUGGCUGCGGCGCGCUCACCGCCGCCACUAUGUACCUGGCUUGGUCCGUCUUCAUCAGUCGCCACGACGACAGCGGCUCCAGCUCUUUCGAUGACGAUUUCAAAGACUUCAGCCCGAAGAAGGUGGGUUAUGUCAAGAUUCCGGAGGUGACCGCUGACUCCGUUUCCCCACCACAGUCUACAGUCAAGGAAGCCGCCGCCGCCGCAGUGUGA